Fundulus heteroclitus (mummichog) is the source of this 4057-nucleotide messenger RNA. Its product is annotated as E3 ubiquitin-protein ligase AMFR. The coding region runs from base 242 to 2179 and encodes 645 amino acids. Gene Ontology annotation, cellular component: ubiquitin ligase complex; cytosol; endoplasmic reticulum. The transcript is spliced from 13 exons. Lineage: Eukaryota; Metazoa; Chordata; Actinopteri; Cyprinodontiformes; Fundulidae. Gene Ontology annotation, biological process: endoplasmic reticulum unfolded protein response; ubiquitin-dependent protein catabolic process; protein K48-linked ubiquitination. The record is from RefSeq and is a predicted model, not a curated record. Gene Ontology annotation, molecular function: ubiquitin binding; ubiquitin protein ligase activity.
CCUGCCUGCGCUGCUCCGUUCAGCCGCAGCCAGCUGCCUGUGCUCGGCGGAAUAAACAGGGCGAUGUCGUCGGCUGCUGUUGUCUGUGACCAGAAAGCACGGCUCAGCUGGGAAUAAAUCACCCCCGGGUCUCUUUUUCUUCUUCUAUCGUUUGAGUAAACUGGAGACAGAUUGCUGGUGGUGGUCGCUGUCAGUGGUUUGUUUUUUUUCUACUGCCGAGAAGCGGAGCGCAACAGCCGCGAUGCCGCUGCUCUUCCUGGAGAGGUUCCCCUGGCCAAGCCUGCAGACCUACACGGCACUGAGCGUGGCUCUGCUGGCCGGCAGCAUCUUCAGCGCCUACACCACCGUCACUGACCCCGGGUUUGGGGCCUUGGAGACCGAUGAUACGCCACAUCCCUCCGAGGUUGAUCUGGAGCACUUGAGCAGUGCGGUUGGUAACACGGAACUGGCUAGGACUGUGCUGUGGUAUCUCAUUACCGACACCCUGUUUGUAUGGGUGUUGGUGAACACAUUCUGCUGCUCUUUGAUGCUAAUUGCAAAAAUGAUCCAGUAUGUGGUUUUUGGCCCCCUCAGAGUCAGUGAGAAGCAGCAUCUUAAGGAUAAAUUCUGGAACUUCAUCUUCUACAAGUUCAUUUUCAUAUUUGGCGUGUUGAAUGUGCAAACGGUAGAAGAAGUGGUCAUGUGGUGUUUGUGGUUCUCGGCCUUGGUCUUUCUCCAUCUCAUGGUUCAGCUCUGCAAAGAUCGCUUUGAAUAUCUAUCUUUCUCUCCGUCAACCCCGAUGAACAGCCAUGUGAGAGUGCUCUGCCUGCUGGUCUCCCUGCUCCUGGACUGCUGCGGCCUGGCGGUGGUCUGCGGCCUGUUGGGAGCCUCCCAUGGCAUGCACACUCUCUCCUUUAUGGCCGCAGAGUGUUUGUUGGUGACUGUUCGCACGGGACAUGUCAUUAUGAGGUACUCCAUCCAUCUGUGGGAUCUGAACCAUCCAGGAACCUGGGAGAGCAAAGGCACAUAUGUCUACUACACGGACUUUAUAAUGGAGCUGGCUAUGCUCUUCCUGGAUCUCAUGCACCAUAUCCAUAUGCUGCUUUUUGGAAACAUCUGGCUGUCCAUGGCGAGCUUGGUUAUCUUCAUGCAGUUGCGAUAUCUUUUCCAUGAGGUCCAGCGUCGCAUUCGCAGACACAAGAACUACCUUCGAGUCAUCAACAACAUGGAAGCCAGGUUUGCAGUCGCUACGGCAGAGGAGCUGGCUGCAAAUGAUGACGAUUGUGCCAUCUGCUGGGAUGCCAUGCUAACGGCACGCAAACUGCCCUGUGGUCAUCUUUUCCACAACUCUUGUUUGCGUUCGUGGCUCGAGCAGGACACGUCGUGUCCCACGUGUCGAACGUCUCUGAACAUCAACGGCGACGGGGUUCCUGGGAGAACCCAGCAGCAGGGGCCCGGUUUGGAGGACAACAUUGGCCCAGUAGGAGCCGCCCCAGAAGCCCGGCCACACAUCAACCAACACAAUCACUUCUUCCACUUCGACGGCAAGUCUACCACACACUGGGCGAGCCGUGGAGGGAGCUUGGACUCUGUGGCUGUUAACUAUCCAUGUGUUCUUCUUACAGGCUCUCGCAUUGCCAGCUGGCUGCCCAGUUUUUCAGUGGAAGUAAUGCAUACUACUAAUAUUCUGGGCAUGGCUCAGGCCAACAACUCCCAGCUAAUGGCCAUGGCCCAUCAGGUUCAGGAGAUGUUCCCUCAGGUUCCCUCCUACCUUGUUCUUCAGGACCUGCAGCUGACCCGCUCUGUUGAGGUCACCACAGACAACAUUUUGGAAGGACGAAUCCAGGUGCCCUUCCCCCCGCAGGCCAUAGAACGUGCCCCCAUACCGGGGAACCCCGACGCAGAGGAGCUGCCGGGUCCCAGCGGCGCAGCAGAGCAGAACCCCAGUGAGUCGGAUAACGUGGAGGCCAGAGGCGGUCGCUUCUCCAAGUCUGCAGAGGAGAGGCAGAAGAUGUUAAAGCUGAGAAAAGAAGAAAUGCUCCAGCAAGCACGCAGGAGAUAUCUGAACAAGGGUCAAGAAGAUCAUGAUGACUUGCCUAGACUGGAGGACUCCCUGGCGGAGCUGGACUCGACGAUGCUGAGACGUAGAACCAUGGCAGCUGCUGCGGAGAGACGCAUGCAACAACAAGAGGAGCCCUGAAACGCACGAUGGACUUGAGCAAGAAAGUUUACUACGUCAUGAUCCUAAGAGGCAACAAGAGCUAUUUCAGCCUUUCCCCCCCUCCCCCGUUUGGUCUAGCCAAUAGUUAUCACCUAUGUAAAAGUAUAAUUAAAAAGCUGUUCUGGGCUGCCGGAAGAAGGUGAGACUAUUGAAAGUGGCCUCUGCUAUUCGAUCCAGAGUAUUUGGAGCAUUAUAUAAAUGAAUGGGUUGUAGCAAGUGAAGACUUGCAAGGUUGCAUUGCCCUCUGUUCACGCGCCUCGCAUUGCAACCACCAGCUUAGACAGUAUCUGUCAACAUUUGGACUCGUCGAUAAUGAGCACAUUUUGCAUUCAGACACAAUUACAAGAACUUUUUUUUUUUUUUGAAAGACGUCAGAAAGUGUAAUUUUUUUUAGAUGAAGCUACUAAGGGUCUUUUUUAUUACUUUUGGUCUCUUGCUUUGCUCAUGGCAGAAACACCAUGUUCCUGAUGGAGAAAUCCGUCUGGUUUAUCUGUGUGUCGUUUUUAAUAGUUUCAACUGUGAAAGAAGUAGCAAAGUUUUUAUUUCUUACCUCGGAGUAAGAGAAUGUCACUUUAACAUUGGUCAGCCUUUCAGUCAACCAUGAAUGUUUCUAUCAAAGGAAAUGCUGCAAACAAAAGUGUUUUUUGACCCGCAAGGGUUGUUCCGUGUCAAGUGUUCUGUCGCUCUUUGUAAACAGUUUGCAUUUUGUUAUUUAACAAGAUGGAUUGGGGGGGGGGGGGGGGGGGUAGUUUGGCAUGUAAACUUUGUUUUCUAAUACGGAUGCCCUCAGAUGCGUAAGCAACGAAUGGGGAUGGAUUACCUUUUCUGUGUAAGUACACUGGGCGUUUUUUCCUCGGUCUUUUAAAAGUAACCCUCGACUGUGGAGCAGGUAAAUAUUUUCAGCUGAGGACAGGGUUCUAAGUGAUAUUUAUAGGGUAUAAAGUUGAGUUUAGUCUGUAGCAGCUCCACUUGCUGCAUGUUCUUACGUGGAUGUCGAUGCCACUCAUGCAAGAGUCUUUUUAAUACUUUGACAAAACCUGUUGCAUACCUAUCAAGCAAUUUUUGGUACCUCACAGCAAGUCACCUUACCUACAGGUCAUGGUUUAACUCUUCAUAAAUUAGUUUAAUUAGGAUCUACAAAAGAAACCCAUUUGUGCUGCCUGUAUUUAACCUGUGAAAUGAAAUGAAAAGGAAAAUCGUUAGAGCAGCCAACGUUACCCGUCUGCUUCAGUACUUUAUUUAGGUAAAAGUACACCAACGGGAAGCAAAUUGUGGUUCCUGGAAGCCUUUAGGAGAAGUAAUCAACCUGCCAUGAAUCUGUUGCUGAUUGAGACAUAUCAAUGGACAAAGGAGUGGAGACACUGCAGUGUAAAAAAUAAAUUAAUGAAAAGGCAAGUUUCCAAACGCAUGAAAUGUUGACGAGCCAUUUUGUGUCCAUAGACCAAAGAUCAGCCUAAAGCUUCCACUGAAAGCUAAAGUGUUACGAUCUUUUAUUUUGCAUCUUUUGUUUAGUGGUGUUGUUUGGGGGUUGCUUUAUAAAGAUAUAAUUUAGGUUUAAAAUUUUAUAUAUAUAGAUAUAAAUAAUAAUAAAAAAACUGAACAGUUUUCUUUCAUUUUCUGUUCAUUCUGUUUAGGAACUUUAAAGAUCCAUUGCUUUUACCUCCUCGUGGUUUACCUUUCAAAACUUAUUACUAAUUUAAUCAAAAUCUUAAGUUCUUUUUUUUUUUUUAGGCUGAGCUUUCCUGUAUUUUGUGCCUAAAUCAAGGAUGCUUUAGUUAACUUCUGUUCAUCUAGUUUUUGUAAAAUAUGGUGAUAUGAAAGACUCAAUAAACAGAGCUUCUACAGCUUUUCAACAAA